ACACCAUGACCGCGGAUAGAGUGAGCUUGUAUCUUAUCUCAGUUGCUCGCUGACCUGCUUCGCGCGACGUAAUGGGAGACAUGCAGCGGAACGGCAUCGGCGAUAUUGAGAACAUUUUGGCACUGAACCCAAGAAUCAGUCGAUUUGCAACGUUGACGCCUUCUUCCGUUACCAAACAGGCUAAGUUUCACUGGAAGAGAAACAUACACUCAAGAUGCGACGUGUGCCCGUCGCUGCAGAACGACUUCGACGACGUGAAGCCCACGACACUCGGCGAGCAGGCGGCCCUGCGCGAGGCUGGCCGCUGCCUCAAGUGCGCCGACGCGCCGUGCCAGAAGUCCUGCCCCACCCAGCUGGACGUCAAGAGCUUCAUCACCAGCAUCGCCAACAAGAACUACUACGGGGCCGCCAAAGCCAUAUUUUCAGACAACCCCUUGGGCCUCACGUGUGGCAUGGUAUGCCCGACGAGCGAGCUGUGUGUCGGAGGCUGCAACUUGUCAGCGGUCGAGGACGGACCGAUAAACAUUGGCGGACUCCAACAGUUCGCUACUGAAGUUUUCAAGAAGAUGCGAAUACCACAGAUAAGACCUCCGGGAACCAAGCCUUUCAGCUUGCCUGCGAAAAUUGCACUCAUAGGCUGUGGGCCAGCUUCUGUAUCUUGUGCUACUUUCCUGGCCAGACUUGGCUACACGGACAUCACCAUAUUUGAGAAGAACGACUAUGUUGGAGGUCUCAGUUCAUCAGAAAUACCGCAGUAUCGUCUACCCUUUGAUGUUGUAGAUUUUGAAAUUGAGCUAAUGAAGGAUUUGGGAGUAAAAAUCGUAACAAAAAGGGAACUGUCCAGGAAUGAUCUAACAAUAAAGGGUCUCAAGAAUGAAGGCUACCAUGCAAUAUUUUUGGGAUUAGGUCUUCCAGAAGCAAAAAUGUUUCCACCCUUUGAAGAUCUUACUGAAGAGAUGGGCUUCUUCACUUCAAAAUCAUUUUUACCUGCCAUUGCAAAAGGCAGCAAAGCAGGAUUGUGCUCGUGUAAGUCCGGCCUGCCAGCUCUGCACGGAAACGUGAUAGUGCUGGGUGCAGGUGACACGGCUUUUGACUGCGCCACCUCCGCGCUGCGCUGCGGCGCCAGGAAAGUGUUUGUGGUGUUUCGUAAAGGCAUUCAGAACAUCCGAGCCGUGCCUGAAGAGGCGGAUCUGGCUCUAGAAGAGAAAUGUGAGUUCAUUCCAUUCCUGUCACCACAGAAAGUAAUAACUAAAGGAAACAAGAUAAUAGCUUUGAAAUUCUUUCGCACUGAACAAAACGAAUCGGGAGAAUGGAUUGAAGAUGAAGAGCAAAAAGUGACCCUGAAAGCAAACUUUGUUAUUUCAGCUUUUGGAUCAGGACUCUUCAAUGAAGAAGUGAAGGAGGCGCUGUGCCCGGUGCGGCUGGGGCGCUGGGGGCUGCCCCAGGUCAACCCGCUGACCAUGGAGACCAGUGAGGCGGGGGUAUUCUGCGGUGGCGACCUGGCUGGAGUGUCGGAGACCACCGUCGAGGCCGUCAACGACGGCAAGACCGCCGCCUGGUACAUGCACGCCUUCCUGCAGAGCCUUCAUGGUUUGUCGGUGCCGGCCCAACCUCAGCUUCCCAAAUUCUUCACGCCAAUAGAUGAAGUGGACAUUAGCGUGGAAAUGUGUGGACUGAAAUUCGUCAAUCCAUUUGGAUUAGCUUCAGCGCCUCCUACCACCUCUGGUGACAUGAUCCGCAGGGCAUUCGAGGCUGGCUGGGGGUUUGCAGUUACUAAGACAUUCUGCCUCGACAAGGACAUGAUCACCAACGUUUCUCCUCGCAUUGUCAGAGGAACGGUUUCUCAGAACCGAGGGCCAGGACAACUAGCUUUUCUGAACAUUGAACUGAUUUCGGAGAAAACUCAAGCAUACUGGUGUAAAGUUGUCACGGAGUUGAAAAAUGAUUUCCCGGACAGGAUAGUGGUGGCGAGCAUCAUGUGCGGCUACAACGCAGCGGACUGGGAGGAGCUGAGCCGGGCCGCGGAACAAGCUGGGGCGGAUGCCCUGGAACUCAACCUGUCGUGUCCGCACGGCAUGAAGGAGAAGGGACUGGGGCUGUUUUGUGGCCAGAGUCCAGAACUGGUUCUCAACAUUUCCAAGUGGGUUAGAAAUGCAGUGAAGAUACCAUUCUUUGUUAAGCUGACGCCAAACAUUACAGAUAUUACAAGCAUCGCUGCUGCCGCUCGUGAUGGCGGCGCGGACGGGGUGGCGGCCAUCAACACGGUGCAGGGCCUGAUGGACGUGCGGCCGGACGGCAGCCCCUGGCCGGCUGUCGGCCGGAGGAGGCUGACCACGUACGGCGGCGUGUCGGGCAGCGUCGUGCGUCCCGUCGGGCUGCACGCAGUGUCAGCCGUCGCCAGCAAGCUGCCGGGCCUGGCCAUCAUGGGCGCGGGCGGCAUCGAGUCUGCCGAGACCGCGUGCCAGUACCUGAUGUGCGGCGCCUCCGUGGUCCAGGUUUGCAGCGCUGUUCAGAACCAGGACUUCACUUUGAUAGAAGACUACGUCACUGGCUUGAAGACUCUGCUGUAUCUGGAGAGUCUGGGAGGUCUGCAAGGAUGGAGUGGCCAGUCGCCUCCAGUCUCAAAGCACCAGAGAGGGAAGCCAGUGGUUUCUCUGCAGCAAGAUGGAACCCAGAAGCUGCCAUAUUUUGGCAAUUACCAAAGAAUCCGAGAGCAGAAAAUCAGUGAGUUGAAGAAGCAGAGUGAUGUGCUAGCAGACUGCAACAAGCCGGCUCAAGUGAGACCUCCCAACACACCUAUCAAGGCUGUUCCCAAAGUGAAGGACAUCAUUGGACGAUCACUCUCAAUGAUUGGCUCGUACGCCAACCUUGACAACAAGCAACAGGUUGUAGCUCUCAUUGAUGAUGACAUGUGCAUCAACUGCGGCAAGUGCUAUAUGACCUGCAAUGACUCGGGAUACAAGGCCAUAACAUUUGACAAGCAAACACACAUACCAGAAGUGACAGACGACUGCACAGGUUGUACUCUGUGCCUGUCUGUGUGUCCAGUCGCUGACUGCAUCAACAUGGUUCCGCGCACCACACCUCAUUUUGUUGACCGAGGAUUUGUAAGAGUUUAUUAAACUUAUAGAUAUUUACACAGGCUAUAUUUCUUACUAUUUUAAAUGACUAAUGUUUUAAAAUGUGUUUAUUGAUAUCUUGAUCACAAAAAAAAAUUUGUUUCGUUCUCAUUUUGUCUUAGAAUGGCAGCUAAAGCUAAUUAAUUUUAAUGCUAAGUAUUUAACAACUUGGAAACAAAAAAAAUUGUUUUUAUUUAAUUUUCUUUUGUAACUUCAAGACCAUUUAUUAUAACUAAAUACAAAGUCUGGAAUUCUUAAAUUUUAAUACAACAAUUGGGUACGCAAAAUGAGUUAUAUUUGGAAUCAGAUACCUGGUAAUACACAAUUAUAAUUUUAUACUAGGAGAAAGAAUUGUUUAGAGUAAUGUUUAAAAACCUGAAAAAUUUCAUAGGAAUUAUUUUAAAGUGUUUCAGCCAAAAUAUUUUACCAAACACAGGUUUUGCUGUAGGUACUAAUUGAGUUAUGCUAUAAUUCAGACUCUUAAGUUUCUUAAAAGGAACUACUUUUUUCUUAAUUUGUUUUUGUUUUGAGAAAAAUGGUUGCCACCAUUUAAGCAUGCAUUAUUAUGACCAAAAAAUGUUUUAUAAAUGUUCAUCAGUUGUAUUCAUGUUUAACAAAGAACACUUUGGAAAAAAUGUUCUUUGUAGUUUUUGUUUGAAUUGUAAGUACCUACCAUCUAGUGCAAGGAACCUUAAUGAUCCCAUUUUUUUGUACAAGGGUCAAUUCUAAGGCUAUGCCUUCUGCUCUCAACAUAACUUCCCCCCUUGCCAACCCCGAAAAUCCUAAAAAAAAGUUAAUUCCCAUCAACAAUAGGAAAGAAUUUGAAAUCAAACAGCAGGCAAAGUGGUUCUAUUCCCCCCCCCCCCCCUUUUUCACCCCUCUUCUCAUUUUUUCACACUCAAAAUAAAAUUCUGCUGACUUAUGAAAUUGCUAAAAAAAUUUAAUACACACCCUGAAAAAAUCUGUACUUACAUUAAAGAACACAACUCCUUAUCAAUGACAUUGAAGUUUUUGAAACAGAGACAAGACAUUGAAUUAGGAUACAAUAGGAUGUGAUCAACAAGAUACGAUGGAUUAUGAACCCAUCAGUAAGAUAUGGUAGGAUGCAAUCCCAUCAGUAGGCUACAACUGAAAGGAUACGAUGGAUACGAUCCCAUCAGUAGGAUAUGGUAAGAUACAAUCUGAUCAGGAUACGAUCUAAAGGAUACGGUGGGAUAUGAUCCCAUCAGCAGGAUAUGAUUGUCAGGAUAUGGUGAGAUACAACCCCAUCAGCAGGAUAAGAUUGACAGGAUACUGUAGGAUACGAUACCACCAGUAGGAUAUGAUCGUACGGUACAGUAGGAUACGAUCCUAUCAGUAGGAUAUGAUUAGUAGGGAGUAGGGUACGAUCACAGGAUACGAUAGGAUCCAACACCAUAUGGGUACAAUGGUGCCAUUUGCAUUUGACUCAAACUGAUUUCAGUUUUAUUUUGCAUGAACUUGUCCUGAUUACUGGAAUGAGAUUAUUAUUACUGUCUAUUUUGUUAGUCAUUGGUGUGAUUUUUACAUCUUAAUUUAGGAUUUGUAUACCGAGAACUCAUCAUUGGAAUAUUAUGUUGGUUAUCUAUUCACUCUCUGAAGUGGUAUCAGUCUGUGUUGUAUGAGUGUGAAAUAUAGUACAUAGUGAAUAUAUAGUGUAGUGUAGUGUCGUGUCACCUUCCUUACCUUUGGUUGUAUUUUGUCUUACUACCUUUCAUCAUCACCAUAUAUGUGUCGGUACUGUGGCAUUUUGUUCACUAAAACCAACAAUGCUCGAUGUCACAAGAAAGGCAAUUAUGCAAAGAGCCAAUGGUAAGUUGUGGCAAGCACGGUUUUCAGUUUGGACGAAGGGAUAAUGUUAAAAAAUACCUCAAAACCUGCAAAGGUACGCUUUAUUUGUCUACUGAGAAAAAGUCAGUGUUUGAGCUGAAUGUACAUAUGUGUAAGUGGUAUUAAUCAGCACACUUGGACAUCUGCAUCGUCCACCUUGAAAUUUAAUAAGAUACCAGCAUUGAAGAAACGAAAACAAGUUAUCGUACUACAGGAAGAAAAUGAUGGCAAGUUUUUUAAGAUGAGUCAUGAAGGAUUUCACCUUCCUACAUAAUUCUCUGAUGGAUUGUCUGUUAUGAAAGUUGAAUGAUUAAAUAAUAAUGGAAACCAUGACAACAACAGCUUAACAGAAAAUGAGAACAAUAUAGAAGAAUUUGAAGUGGUCAAGACCAAAAAUAUGGAAAAGACGUGAUAAAAUAUAUGAAAAUGACUGUGCUCAUGUUAAUGACGCUGAUUACGAUGAUGACUGUGACUUUGAGGCCGGCAAUAAAACAGAAGACUUCAUAUAUAUAAUAAAUAUUAAUAAUAUUUUACAUGAAAGGAAAAUGACAACUGCCUCAGAGAUUGAUUGCACGUCACGGGAAUAUCCUUGCAUACUGGUCGACAGGUUAAGGCAUCUACAGUAGAAUCUCGUUAUAGCGAGCACGGUAAUAGCGAGAACACGGCUAUAACGAGGUAUUUUUGAGGAAUUUACGGCGUGAUCGCUUGAAGCGCGCUUUUGUUAUUUGUCUGCUUUAUCUCCACCCCUCUCGCUCGCCACUAGACAUCUUGCCGUUGACGCCUGUCACAUUCUUCAGCCGUGCAGUCGCCACCUAAGUGCGUGGCUUAAAAAUAGAAUCCCAUCCUUUCUUUCUUUUAUCAAACUUCCGUUAGUUAUCUGUGCCGUGUGUAGACAAAGUUUGAGAUUGGAACAGAAACAACGUAAGAAAGUAUUUUUUACAAAUUAGAAAUAUGUAUGUUUUUGUUUUUAUAAUCGCGUAUUUUCACGUUUUUUGUUGUUGUUAUCUUAAAAGAGAUAAUAUUAAAAAGCCGCUCUAAUGAGAUUUAAUUGUUUCUUGGUUAACAAAAACUAUUAAUUAUCAAAUAUUGUUAAUUGUUUAUAUUCUAUUUAUUAUUAUUUACGCGACGUCAUACUGUAUGCGUACACAAUACGACUGGAUUCGUUGCUGCAACAUAACAUAGCAUGUUAUGCGAUAUCAAAAGUAACGAGUAACGUAACGAUAGUAAUGAGUACUAAUUGUUAUAGUAACGAAUACAUACGGGUACACAUUUUUUUCGUUACUUUUACACCUCUAGUAGGCACUACCGUAUUUAUUUCCGAAUCGCUAGGACAGUUUUCUUGUAACUUUUGUUUCGGUCAGUUUUUGGGGUAUCUGUCCGGGAAAGGGGUGGUGAAGGUUUGAGUUUAAUCCCAAAUUUAUUUUCUGAAACAGUUGACAGGUUUCUUUAAAUGAAAAAAGUAUAGUUUUCCAGCGACUAUUACGUUUGAGGCGUACGUGCGUUGCAGCAGCCGCACUCCUGCUUUUUUGUAAGGAAUUAAAUCGUCGCGCUACACUAGCACCACCUGUUCAACAUCCCGAACCAACAUGGCCGCCAGCAGACAGCCCGCGUCGACGAUAGAUAGCAGGACAACGCCGCGUCGGCCGCGGGCUGAGAUGCUAUACUUACGUGGCUUGGUAGGGUAUUCUGGUUAUUUUGACGCAAUCGGUGAUCGCAUCCAUACUUAUGGGGUAUCGUUUUAAAGAGAAUUCACACAUCUGCUCACAGAACUUAAGAUUUCGUUAAUAUAACCUGUUAUUUUCCAAUUAUACAGGUUUAAACACAAUUUUUAUGCUAUUUUUUGUUAAUUUUUAUUUUUUGGGGGCCAAUAUAUGUCCAAUUCGGUUAUAGCGAGGACACGGUUAUAGCGAGGAUAAAACCCGGAACCGUGACACCUUGCUAUAACGGGACUCUAGUGUACUUGUUUUGUAAAAUACUGAAAAUUUAUUCAUCACCAAAGAAAUAUAGACUAUACUUCGUGAACUAAUUAGUGCAGCUACAAUCAAUAACAACAUGUUUUACCUAUAUGUGUACAAAAAGUGAAAAAACAAAUAUUUUUUUUUAUUUUUAAAAAAAAAUAUUUUGUUAUUUUUUUUUGCACUCUUAAUUUCUAACCAAGAUUUAGUUCUCAUAAUACAACUUCUAACUUAAACAUGUAAAAAAUAUUGUAAUUAAUGACCAGUGUUGUUAAGUAACGAAUUACAAGUAAUCGGAUUACUUGUAACGAUUACUUUUCAAGUAAUUUAUACUUGUAACGAAUUACAUUUAAAAAAUGUAAUUCGUACUUGUAAUCGGAAUACAUAACAUUAAUUGUAAUCGAUACAUUAAGGUAAUCGAUACUUUAUAUUUACUUGCCGUUACUUUUAUUCUCGGAACGUAUAAUGAAUGCAAUUAAGAACAAGAACAACAUACAUUUUUGUAUUAGUAAAGUUUAUAAUUUUACGCUUGUAGUGCUACGAUCGUAUGCACUACAUCUAUGAUCAAAAAUGACAAAGCACAGAAGUGGCUUGUCAGGUUCUAUAUAUCUUUGCCUUCUUGUCUUCACUUUGUUAACUUGUGUUGUGUCUACUACUCGCAAACGCAUCGCAAUCAUGGAUGGUAUAGGUAACCGAAGUGAUACUGCGACAAAUUCAAAUGCUGAAGAAGUCGUUAAUAAUGAGCGUCUUUUUAGUGUUGGUAAAGAUGUUUUUGCCAUCUAGAGAGGGAAUCUAUCUGAUGAGAAUUUUAAAAUGCAAUUGUUUUGUAAGGUCAAUUCCAAAAUUUAAAGAGUGUUACUUUUAUUACAGGUAGCUACUUGUAUGAAGUCUUUUGAUGUUAUUCAAGCAAGUUUGUCCUCAAAUUUUAUUCAUUUAACUAAAGAUAAUAAAUUUAAUCAUUAGAUAAAAUCAUUUUUUUAACAAAACAUAUAUGUAUGUAUGUUUAUUAAUGUAACAGUGUGUAAAAAAAAUGAAUCGUAAGUCAGUUUUAAAAUGGUAGCGGAAAGUAAUUGUAAUUGUAAUUUUACUGAUUACUUCUAUGUUAAGUAAUUUUUACUUGUAAUUAGUUACAUUGUCACCACAGUAAUUGUAAUUGAGCCCAAUUACUUUUUCCGAGUACUUUUAACAACACUGUUAAUGACUAACAAAAUGGAGAGUAAAAAUAAAGCCAUUCCAACAAUCAGGACCAAAUCGAGCAAAAUGCAAUUGAAAUGUAGAUGGAGCCAUUUCAGCCAGAUGGAGCAAAAUGCAAUUUGAGCCAUUGAAACUAGAUGCUUCCGUAUCCUACCGUAAGGGAUCGUAUGCAACUGAUGGGGUCAUAUCCUAUUGAUAGGAUCAUAUCCUAUCGUAUCCUACCUAGUUGAAUGUUCGUCCACAUGUGCGUCCUUUUCGUUAAAUGUGCCUACUGAAGUCUGUAGUAGGGACUGAAUAUUUAAUGGUUCAAAACAUCUUGGUCUUGUAGUACGCGUAAAACAUUUUUCAGUGUUUCUCGGUCCUAUAGUAAUGCUUAUUUGGUCCAUUUGCUUGUAAUAUAUUACAUUCAUAUGGUAGGUCUGACAGUAAGGAGACUCGUGCGUGCAUGCAAGAAGAUACCUUUAAUCUGAGAGAUUAUUAUUUUUUGAUUUGUGGCUGUAUAUGUGCACAAACUAUGUGCAGGAAAAGUGAAAUGUGAAAAACGUUAUUCGAAUCUCCAUCGUCAUAUUUCUUUUUUUUUCUUUUUUCAUUUCAACAAGAAAAACAAUUUUACAAUACAUUGUGUUAAAAUUAAAAGUAGCCUGAUUAAAUGUUUAAAAUUGCUGUGAUCCUUUCAAUGGAGAAAUUUGUAAAAUUGAUUUUGUUAUUAAAAAAUAUCCAGUUUGAAAUAGACAUAAAUUAACUGAGCUAACCGUAUCACAACAUUAUUGAACAUGUUAUUCUUAUCUUGGGCAUCAAACGUCUUGGUGACGUGUCAGCACACGGCGAGGCAUAACGAGAGGAUCAUUACACACUAUCACAUUUAUUUCAUGCACACAUAUGUAUAGAUCUUAAGUUUAGGGGCAGGCAUUUUUCGCGAAAAAACCUGAACCUCUACUAGACUGCAACAAGGUAUACUCGCACCAGCGGUUUCUUCCGUGUGAUUGGCGGCCGUCUGCGAGAGAAGUCGUCGCCUUGUUUGACCGAGCCACUCAGGACACGUUUGAUUCCGCACUGACUUCAUGUGAUUGGUGUUGUUACAAUCGACAUGUACCUGAAAGAAACUAACCCAAUCACAGAACACAGACGGUGCUACAUUGUUUUGACUUUCAGCUAGUCUCGGAAUCUUUUCGCGAAAUAUGCAUGCCCCUACUUAAGUUACAGCUAAGUAAUGUGUGUGAGAGUAAAGAUAUUUAUAUACUAUUUUUAUUUCAUGAAAUAAAAUGUUUAGUAAUCCUUAGAGGUAAUUUUUAAGGAAUGUUCAAUAACACUUCACAUUUGUGAGGAUGGAUUCAAGUAAUAUUUUUCAUCGUGUUCGGGACGGCAUGUGGGAGACACCAUUCGCCCCUCAAAGCUCGGAGAUAUGUUUUCUCGGGGAAGUGGUCACUUGGACAAGUGGUCCUUCGAAAAAAAAAAAAAGGAGCUCGGAGAAGUGGUCGCUCGGAAGGGUGGACAUUUGGACAAAUGAUAUACACCCGUCAUUUACCAGGUUUUCGUGCCCUGUAGUGAAAUGACACCUCUGCCAAAACCCAUAUUACAUGUAGCAAACACAUUGCACUAAAUUAAAUUAGUGCAGUAACAUUGUACGUGAAAUAUUCUUAAGUUUAAAGGGUAAUGUGUUAAGACAGAAAACUACUAUACUUGUACCAUUUAUU
Messenger RNA from Bacillus rossius redtenbacheri, 9810 nucleotides. It is a transcript of the gene su(r), whose product is annotated as dihydropyrimidine dehydrogenase [NADP(+)]. Gene Ontology annotation, molecular function: uracil binding; iron-sulfur cluster binding; dihydropyrimidine dehydrogenase (NADP+) activity. Gene Ontology annotation, biological process: thymine catabolic process; uracil catabolic process; 'de novo' pyrimidine nucleobase biosynthetic process. The coding region runs from base 72 to 3122 and encodes 1016 amino acids. The transcript has 19 exons. Lineage: Eukaryota; Metazoa; Arthropoda; Insecta; Phasmatodea; Bacillidae. The record is from RefSeq and is a predicted model, not a curated record. Gene Ontology annotation, cellular component: cytoplasm; cytosol.